AUGGCCUUGCUGCGUCAAAUCAAGCUUCUUUUGACCUUUGGGUCGCUGGCCCUGGCUUCGGCUGUAACACGGACAUCCGGAAACGAUGACGACGAUGACGACGACGACACGCCUCUGCCGCUCGUCAUCUGGCAUGGUCUUGGCGACAACUAUGCGGCCGAAGGCCUCCGAAAGGUGGGCGAGCUGGCUGACGAGAUCAACCCGGGCACGCUCGUCUACUUUGUGCAGCUGGACGCCAGCGCGAGUGGCGACCGGUCGGCGACCUUUCUCGGCAACGUGACGGAGCAGGUGGCCAAAGUCUGCGACGACAUUGCAGCAGAUCCGAUCCUGUCGACGGCACCGGCUAUUGAUGCGCUCGGCUUCAGCCAGGGCGGCCAGUUUCUGCGAGCUUACGUCGAGCGGUGCAAUCGGCCACCGGUGCGGUCUCUCGUGACCUUUGGCUCGCAGCACAACGGCAUCACCGAGUUUGUCGACUGCGGCGCCACCGACUUUGUCUGUCGAGGUGCUAUGGCUCUGCUGCGCGGUAACACUUGGUCUGGCUUCGUGCAGAGCCGCCUGGUGCCGGCGCAGUACUUCCGCGACCCGUCCACCCCCGAGCGCUACGUCCAGUACCUCGAGCACUCCAACCUGCUCGCUGACAUCAACAACGAACGCGAUGUCAAGAACACUACCUAUCGCGACAACAUGGCCCAACUGGCCAGCUUCGCCAUGUACAUGUUCGCCGAGGAUGCCACCGUCAUCCCCAAGGAGUCUGCUUGGUUUGCCGAGAUCAACGGGACCGAGAACGUGCCUCUGCGCGCCCGCCCGCUCUACACGGAGGAUUGGCUCGGCCUGCGCGCCCUCGACGACCAGGGCCGCCUGCACUUCCGCACCGUUCCUGGUGAGCACAUGCAGAUUCGCGACAAGGACCUCGUCGCCGUCUUCUCUGACUUCUUCGGUCCCUUCAAGAAGACCAUCACGCCGUCUCAGCAGCUGCAAGAUAUGCCGGGCGAGCUGUAA
This is a messenger RNA of Grosmannia clavigera kw1407, 999 nucleotides long. RefSeq names its product palmitoyl-protein thioesterase precursor. Gene Ontology annotation, molecular function: thiolester hydrolase activity; palmitoyl hydrolase activity. NCBI's taxonomy places the organism in Eukaryota, Fungi, Ascomycota, Sordariomycetes, Ophiostomatales, Ophiostomataceae. The record is from RefSeq and is a predicted model, not a curated record. The transcript has 2 exons. Gene Ontology annotation, cellular component: lysosome. Bases 1 to 999 code for a protein of 332 amino acids.